Molecule: messenger RNA, 1029 nt
Organism: Aedes albopictus (Asian tiger mosquito)
Lineage: Eukaryota; Metazoa; Arthropoda; Insecta; Diptera; Culicidae
Product: RNA-binding protein 12B-like
Exons: 3
Coding region: 1-1029 (342 amino acids)
Source: RefSeq, a predicted model, not a curated record
AUGCUAACGAUAUAUGCAGAAGACCAGAAGACCAGAAGACGAGAAGACCAGAAGACCAGAAGACCAGAAGACCAGAAGACCAGAAGACCAGAAGACCAGAAGACCAGAAGACCAGAAGACCAGAAGACCAGAAGACCAGAAGACCAGAAGACCAGAAGACCAGAAGACCAGAAGACCAGAAGACCAGAAGACCAGAAGAUCAGAAGACCAGAAGACCAGAAGACCAGAAGACCAGAAGACCAGAAGACCAGAAGACCAGAAGACCAGAAGACCAGAAGACCAGAAGACCAGAAGACCAGAAGACCAGAAGACCAGAAGACCAGAAGACCAGAAGACCAGAAGACCAGAAGACCAGAAGACCAGAAAACCAGAAGACCAGAAGACCAGAAGACCAGAAGACCAGAAGACCAGAAGACCAGAAGACCAGAAGACCAGAAGACCAGAAGACCAGAAGACCAGAAGACCAGAAGACCAGAAGACCAGAAGACCAGAAGACCAGAUGACCAGAAGACCAGAAGACCAGAAGACCAGAAGACCAGAAGACCAGAAGACCAGAAGACCAGAAGACCAGAAGACCAGAAGACCAGAAGACCAGAAGACCAGAAGACCAGAAGACCAGAAGACCAGAAGACCAGAAGACCAGAAGACCAGAAGACCAGAAGACCAGAAGACCAGAAGACCAGAAGACCAGAAGACCAGAAGACCAGAAGACCAGAAGACCAGAAGACCAGAAUACCAGAAGACCAGAAGACCAGAAGACCAGAAGACCAGAAGACCAGAAGACCAGAAGACCAGAAGACCAGAAGACCAGAAGACCAGAAGACCAGAAGACCAGAAGACCAGAAGACCAGAAGACCAGAAGACCAGAAGACCAGAAGACCAGAAGACCAGAAUACCAGAAGACCAGAAGACCAGAAGACCAGAAGACCAGAAGACCAGAAGACCAGAAGACCAGAAGACCAGAAGACCAGAAGACCAGAAGACCAGAAGACCAGAAGACCAGAAGACCAGAAGACCAGAAAGAUAUAG